GUGGGGGCUGCCGCUGCCGCCUCUCUUUCCAUCAGCUUUCGCGGCCGCACUCCUUCCAGGCGGUCCCGGAGGGCGGAGGUGGGAUGUGGCUGCUCCGGGGAGGGACCAAAUAGCUCCCUCUGCUAUUGGGAAUGCCUUUUGCAAGUGCUGAUGGGAUGUGCUACUUAAGACCUGACAGCAGCUUUUAAAUCUGGAGGUACUAUCCAGAGAAGUUUUGUUUCCAAGGCAGGCCUUCAAGAUGUGGACAGCCGUUGGGUCUUUUCUGUUGAUCUCCUUAUGUGUGUCUGAAAACGGCAGCUCCAUCUUAAAGGAGAGAGGAGUCCAGGUAACACAUGUACAUCUGCUCAGCAGUGAAAAGCAUUGCAAGCAAGCUUGUAAAGGCCCAACAGCAUCAGGUAAUCUCUACUGCUGGUCAGUGCUGUAUCAGAGCCGCUGUGUCCUCUUGCGCUGUCCUCAGCUGAGUGCAUGUCAGAAUGCCAGCACACAGGAUGUUAAAGAACUAAUGGGAGCUUCUCCCCUCCUGCUUUUUGCUAACCGGAGAGAUGUCAGACUGGUGGAUGCUGGAGGAGUGAAGAUGGAAUCAACUGUUGUUGUCAGUGGCUUAGAAGAUGCUGCAGCAGUGGACUUCCUGUACUCACAGGGUGUUAUUUACUGGACCGAUGUGAGCGAAGAAGCCAUCAAGCAGACUUAUUUUAACCAAACUGGGAACCUGGUGCAGAACGUCAUAGUGUCAGGUCUGGUUUCCCCAGAUGGCUUGGCAUGUGACUGGAUUGGGAAAAAACUGUACUGGACAGACUCUGAAACGAAUAGGAUAGAAGUUGCUAAUCUCAAUGGAACAUCUAGGAAAGUUCUCUUUUGGCAAGACCUUGACCAGCCAAGAGCAAUAGCCCUGGAUCCAGCUCACGGGUACAUGUAUUGGACAGACUGGGGGGAAACACCUAGAAUAGAGCGUGCUGGAAUGGACAGCAGUGUUCGGAAAAUAAUUGUGGAUUCUGACAUUUACUGGCCUAAUGGACUCACCAUAGAUCUCGAGGAACAAAAGCUUUAUUGGGCUGAUGCAAAACUGAGUUUCAUUCACAGAGCGAAUCUAGACGGCUCUUUCAGGCAAAAAGUUGUGGAAGGUAGCCUCACACACCCAUUUGCACUGACGCUGGCUGGGGAUACUUUGUACUGGACGGACUGGCAGACUCGCUCCAUUCAUGCCUGCAACAAAAGGACCGGAGAGAAAAGGAGAGAAAUACUAAGUGCACUGUACUCGCCAAUGGACAUCCAGGUUUUGAGCCCUGAAAGGCAGCCGUAUUUUCAUACACCCUGUGAAGAUAAUAAUGGGGGCUGCUCCCAUUUGUGCCUGUUAUCUCCAAGAGACCCCUUUUACAGCUGUAACUGUCCCACUGGAGUCCAGCUUGAAGAAGAUGGCAGGACCUGCAAAGCGGGUGCUGAAGAAGUGCUUUUGCUUGCCAGAAGAACAGAUUUACGAAGAAUUUCCUUGGACAUGCCAGAUUUCACCGACAUCAUUUUGCAAGUAGAUAAUAUCAGGCAUGCUAUUGCGAUAGACUAUGAUCCUGUGGAGGGUUAUAUAUACUGGACUGAUGAUGAUGUCAGAGCCAUUCGUCGGGCUUUUCUCGAUGGGUCAGGAGCCCAAACCCUUGUGACGACAGAAGUAAAUCACCCUGAUGGUAUAGCUGUAGACUGGGUGGCUAGAAACUUGUACUGGACCGACACUGGUACUGAUCGCAUUGAAGUUACACGGCUGAAUGGGACAUCGAGGAAGAUCAUUAUAUCGGAAAACCUAGAUGAACCUAGAGCAAUAGUGCUUAAUCCUGUGAUGGGCUAUAUGUAUUGGACAGACUGGGGUGAAAAUCCGAAGAUUGAGUCUGCUUACUUAGAUGGUUCUGAGAGGAAAGUUUUGGUGAAUACAUCAUUAGGAUGGCCUAAUGGUUUGGCAUUGGAUCUUGAAGAAAAUAAACUUUACUGGGGAGAUGCGAAGACUGACAAAAUUGAGGUAAUAAACAUGGAUGGAACCAUGAGAAAAACUCUCAUAGAAGAUAAACUUCCCCAUAUAUUUGGAUUUACUUUGCUGGGUGACUACAUCUACUGGACAGACUGGCAGAGGCGGAGCAUUGAAAGAGUUCACAAAAUAAGGGCAAGUAGGGACAUAAUCAUCGAUCAGUUGCCAGACCUGAUGGGCCUUAAAGCGGCAAGUGUCACUAAAGCUGUUGGAACAAAUCCAUGUGCCGAGAACAAUGGAGGCUGCAGCCACUUGUGUUUCUUCACACCUCAGGAGUGCAGAUGUGCCUGUCCCAUUGGAUUGGAGCUGCUGAGUGACAUGAAGACCUGCAUCAUUCCAGAAGCCUUUCUUGUUUUCACCAGCAGAGCAGCCAUUCAUAGGAUUUCUCUUGAAACAAACAAUAACGACGUAGCCAUUCCUCUUACUGGUGUCAAGGAAGCUUCUGCGCUAGACUUUGAUGUGUCUGACAACAGGAUCUAUUGGACAGAUAUUAGUUUGAAGACAAUAAGUCGAGCUUUCAUGAAUGGAAGUGCAAUUGAGCAUGUGAUUGAGUUUGGCUUGGAUUAUCCUGAAGGAAUGGCUGUGGACUGGAUGGGAAAGAACCUUUAUUGGGCAGAUACCGGGACCAAUAGAAUUGAAGUGGCACGGUUGGAUGGGCUAUACCGACAAGUUCUGGUGUGGAAGGAUUUGGACAACCCAAGGUCUUUAGCUCUUGAUCCAUCUAAAGGGUACAUGUAUUGGACAGAGUGGGGUGGCAAACCAAAGAUUGUUCGGGCAUACAUGGAUGGUACAAACAGCAUCACUCUUGUGGAUAAAGUGGGCCGUGCCAACGAUCUCACUAUUGAUUAUGAAGAUCAAAGACUCUAUUGGACUGACCUUGACACAAGCAUGAUUGAAUCAUCAAAUAUGCUUGGACAAGAGAGGGAAAUAAUAGCUGAUGAUCUACCUCAUCCCUUUGGCCUAACUCAGUACAGUGACUUCAUCUACUGGACAGAUUGGAACCUUCACAGCAUAGAAAGAGCGGACAAGACAAAUGGGAGGAACCGGACACUAAUUCAGGGACGUCUGGAUUUUGUGAUGGAUAUAUUGGUUUUCCACUCAUCACGGCAAGAUGGCUUCAAUGACUGUGUACAAAACAAUGGGCACUGUGGGCAGCUGUGCCUGGCCGUACCCAGUGGCUAUACUUGUGGCUGUGCAUCUCACUACACUUUGGAUCCCAACAGCCGGAACUGCAGUUCACCUAGCAGCUUCUUACUGUUUAGUCAGAAAACUGCAAUAAGUCGGAUGAUACCAGAUGACCAGCAGAGCCCAGACAUCAUACUUCCUAUCCAUGGUCUAAGAAAUGUCAAGGCUAUUGAUUAUGAUCCUUUGGAUAAAUUUAUCUAUUGGGUAGACGGACGCCAGAAUAUUAUUAAAAGAGCCAAAGAUGAUGGCACUCAGCCUUUCACAGUCAUGAGUACUCCCAACCAAAGCCAAAAUCCAGAAAAGCAGCCACAUGACCUGAGUAUUGAUAUUUUCAGCCAUACUUUGUACUGGACCUGUGAAGCCACAAAUACGGUCAACGUUUACAGACUUAAUGGGGAGCAGAUUGGAGUUGUGCUCCGGGGAGACCAUGACAAGCCAAGGGCCAUAGUAGUAAAUGCUGAGCGAGGAUAUAUGUAUUUCACCAAUAUGCAAGAACGAGCCCCGAAGAUUGAGCGUGCAGCCUUGGAUGGAACAGAACGAGAGGUGCUCUUCACUACUGGCUUGCUCCGGCCUGUUGCCCUGGUGGUUGACAACAAGCUGGGGAAGCUUUUUUGGGUAGAUGCAGAUCUCAAACGAAUUGAAAGCUGUGAUUUAUCAGGAGCAAACCGUGUGACACUACAAGAUGCCAACAUUCUUCAGCCAAUGGGAUUGACAGUAUUGGGAAAUCAUCUCUACUGGAUUGACCGCCAGCAGCAGAUGAUAGAAAGAGCUGAGAAAACUAAUGGGUACAAGAGGACAAGAAUACAAGGUCGAAUAGUUCAUCUAACUGGCAUUCAUGCAGUUGAAGACAUUGACAUGGAGGAAUUUUCUGCACACCCUUGUUCCCGGGACAACGGUGGAUGUUCGCACAUCUGCAUAGCGAAAGGAGAUGGAACGCCAAGGUGCUCCUGCCCAGUUCACUUGGUCCUUCUACAGAACCUCUUAACAUGUGGAGAGCCUCCCACAUGUUCUCCAGACCAGUUCACCUGCGCAACUGGGGAAAUAGACUGCAUCCCUAUGGCAUGGCGAUGUGAUGGGUUUCCUGAAUGUGAUGAUCAGAGUGAUGAAGAUAGCUGCCCAAUUUGUUCAGCGUCCCAGUUCCAGUGUGAGAAAGGCCAGUGCAUUGAUGCACGUUUGAGAUGUAAUGGAGAAAUUGAUUGCCAAGAUAAAUCUGAUGAAGCUGAUUGUGAAACAAUUUGUCUCCCAAAUCAGUUUCGGUGUGCCAGUGGCCAGUGCAUUCUCAUAAAGCAGCAAUGUGACUCCUUUCCAGACUGCAAUGAUGGCUCUGACGAACUUGCAUGCGCAAAAAGUAAAUCGCCUUCUGAUGAGUCACAGUCGCACAGCAGUGCUAUUGGGCCUGUCAUUGGUAUCAUUCUUACCCUCUUCGUUAUGGGAUCAAUGUACUUUGUUUGCCAGCGAGUGGUAUGUCAGCGCUAUGCUGGACCCAAUGGACCUUUCCCACAUGAAUACGUCAGUGGCACUCCUCAUGUCCCCUUAAAUUUUAUCGCUCCAGGGAGUUCUCAGCAUGGCACGUUCACUGGCAUCUCUUGUGGAAAAUCUAUGAUCAGCUCCAUGAGCCUGAUGGGGGGAAGUAGCGGUGCCCCUCUUUAUGACAGAAACCACGUGACAGGGGCCUCCUCUAGUAGCUCAUCCAGCACUAAAGCCACCUUCUAUCCACAGAUUCUGAAUCCACCACCUUCACCAGCCACUGAUCGCUCCCUCUAUAACACAGAAAUGUUCUAUUCUUCAAACAUUCCUUCAACAACAAGAUCUUACAGGCCCUAUCUUAUACGAGGGAUAGCUCCACCAACUACUCCGUGCAGCACUGAUGUCUGUGACAGUGACUACACCACGAGCCGGUGGAAAGCCAAUAAAUACUACAUAGACCUAAAUUCAGACUCAGACCCGUACCCCCCUCCUCCUACCCCUCGCAGCCAGUACAUGUCAGCGGAAGAGAGCUGCCCGCCGUCUCCCGCCACAGAGCGAAGUUACUUCCACCUCUACCCGCCUCCCCCGUCCCCUUGUACAGACUCUUCAUGAUUUCAGCAGAAGGAACUUAUCUUUUCCCUGUAAAUAUAUUUUAAAUAUGAACACAGAUUUUUAAAUAUAUAUUUUAUGA
Molecule: messenger RNA, 5351 nt
Organism: Lacerta agilis (Sand lizard)
Lineage: Eukaryota; Metazoa; Chordata; Lepidosauria; Squamata; Lacertidae
Gene: LRP5
Product: LDL receptor related protein 5
Exons: 26
Coding region: 239-5272 (1677 amino acids)
Biological process (GO): canonical Wnt signaling pathway
Molecular function (GO): Wnt-protein binding; Wnt receptor activity
Source: RefSeq, a predicted model, not a curated record